Messenger RNA from Maudiozyma barnettii, 1743 nucleotides. RefSeq names its product Hop (gene HO). The transcript has a single exon. The record is from RefSeq and is a predicted model, not a curated record. The coding region runs from base 1 to 1743 and encodes 580 amino acids. NCBI's taxonomy places the organism in Eukaryota, Fungi, Ascomycota, Saccharomycetes, Saccharomycetales, Saccharomycetaceae. Gene Ontology annotation, molecular function: DNA binding; endonuclease activity. Gene Ontology annotation, biological process: intein-mediated protein splicing.
AUGUUUGAGGAAGGGACAAAAAUUACAAUGGCUGAUGGAAACCUUGAGGAUAUUCAUAACUUAAGGGAAAAUGAUAUAGUGAUGAGCGAUAAUGGCACUACGGCGCGAGUUAUUUCUAUUUCCAGGGAUAUUCAGACCACUUAUUUACUUAGUCAAAGGACAAAACAUAGAAAAACUGAAAACAAUAUGACGUUUGAUCGGUCUUACCGUGAAAACAUCGAUGGAGUACUUGAUCUAAAAUGUUCAUUAGGACAUACUCUUAAUCUUACUUUAUCUACCAAACCCACUCUGGAAAAAUCAUUUAAACUUAACCAAAUAUUAGUAAGAUGGAUACAAUUAGAAGAUAUUGUAACCGCUAAUGGUAGGAUUAUUAAUAUUCCAAAAUUUCAUAAUAAAAAAUUUCCCCUAAAUGACAUUGGUACUUUAGAGGCACAAACCUAUUUGAACAGUAUUCUAGUUCAAAACAGCAAACCGCUGGUAUAUGAUCUAGAGGUCCGAGAUCUAGAUUAUUUAGAUGCGCAAUCACGUUCACGAUCAAAAUUAUGCGUUAAACCGGUGCUUACAGGAAAUGGUAGAUUAUCUGAAUUUUUAACAGGUCAACGUCAUUUAAAUACACUGAGUGUUCAAAAUAUGGCUUGGUUAAUAGGUCUGUGGAUAGGAGAUGGCACCACUGUUAGACCUGAAAUAUCUGUUGAUAGUCUAGACACCAGUCUAAUGGAAGCUCUUAUUGAAUUAACCAAACCUUGGGGUAUAUAUCCCAGUUAUACAGACUCUGUUAUUCCAUUAAGAGCGAAGCAUGUCAAAUUAUAUUAUGGUAAGAAACCUGCCAAUAAAAAAUAUUAUCAAAAUUGCAAGACUAAUAAUCCGUUUUGGAAAGUGGUAACUGAACUUGAUUUUAAAAAUCGAGAAGAUGGUUCAAAAGAAAUACCUCCGUUCCUUUACUGUGAUGACAUAGAAAUCCGGGAAGCAUUUUUAGCUGGAUUAAUUGAUGCAGAUGGAUAUGUAUCCAAAGAGGUAUCACAAAGUGGGAAAUACCAAGUGAAUAUCCAAACGAUAUAUCCAUCUGUUAUGAAAGGUAUUAUCAACAUAGCUAGAUCACUCAGUAUUAACACAACUAUAACUUCAAAACCUGAACGAAUUGCGAUCAUUAAAGGAAAAGAAGUCCAUUGUAAAUUGACAUACGAUUGUGGAAUGACGGGAACUACAGCGCUCCAGAAUGUUUUAUCGUACUGUCACAGUGGGCACAAAAUUAGACCCAAACCAGCCAAUAUCGAUAGAGGUCCAACAUAUUUUACAUUUGACCAUAAUAAAAGAGGUUUAAAUCAUGUUUAUUCCAUAAAACUUGAAAAUUCGAAGAAAAUCGUACUAGGAAAUAAAAUGUCUCUAAAUAACUGUAAUAUUAAUUGCAUGAGUGAACAGAAGAAGUUAUCAAAAACAAAAAAUUCGAAACAAUGUUUGGCCUGCAGAUAUAUAGGAAUAGGGAGAUUCUACCGAGAUUGGACAGGUAAAAAUAAGCUUUGUUCACGAUGUUAUGCCAGGUAUAAAUUCAGUGGUUACAGAUGCAAAUCUUGCAACUUUGUACCAGAUUCAAGGGAGAUCAAACGAAAGUGCAAUCAACAAGAAGAAAAUAUAGAAGAAUUACAUGUUAACAAAAUAUUAGAAUGCAGCCAUUGCAUGGGAGUUCUAGCCUAUGACGUAAUAAGAGGUCCAAACAGGCAAGUUCAUAUGAUUCAUGCUAUGUAG